UGAACAUACAGUCCACUGUUUAAAAAUAUUUGAAGGUUAAUUUUUACAAUUGUUUACAGAUUUCGUGAUAAGCAAAUCAUUAAACAAAACAAUAUGCCCAAAAACAAGAAGAAAGCUGAAAGUUCUAGCGACAGCGACGAGGGACCUGUUGAUAGAAAUGUACCUCCAGAAAAGAAAGCCAAAAUGGGCUCGAGGACUACCGAUAAAGAGCCAACAUGGGUACUAGAGGGUAAGAAGCUUGUCAAAGUGAGGGAGUUCAAGGGGAAGAGUUAUGUGGAUAUUCGCGAGUUUUACGAGAAGAACGGGGACUUGUUACCAGGGAAGAAAGGCAUCAGCCUGACCCCGGAGCAGUGGCGGAAACUGCUGGCGUUGGCGGAGGAAGUGAACGAGGAACUCAGUAACUGUUAGUUUGGAACAAAUAUACUGUAUGAUUGUGUUACUAUCUGUAAGAUUAAAGUUUUGUUGAGCAAAUUAUA
Cydia amplana is the source of this 476-nucleotide messenger RNA. It is a transcript of the gene Ssb-c31a, whose product is annotated as RNA polymerase II transcriptional coactivator. The transcript is spliced from 2 exons. Bases 94 to 408 code for a protein of 104 amino acids. Lineage: Eukaryota; Metazoa; Arthropoda; Insecta; Lepidoptera; Tortricidae. The record is from RefSeq and is a predicted model, not a curated record. Gene Ontology annotation, biological process: positive regulation of transcription initiation by RNA polymerase II. Gene Ontology annotation, molecular function: transcription coactivator activity; DNA binding.